This is a messenger RNA of Diaporthe batatas, 2596 nucleotides long. RefSeq names its product transcription factor TFIIB. The transcript has 3 exons. The coding region runs from base 1050 to 2114 and encodes 354 amino acids. The record is from RefSeq and is a predicted model, not a curated record. Lineage: Eukaryota; Fungi; Ascomycota; Sordariomycetes; Diaporthales; Diaporthaceae. Gene Ontology annotation, biological process: transcription initiation at RNA polymerase II promoter; transcription preinitiation complex assembly. Gene Ontology annotation, cellular component: nucleus; transcription preinitiation complex. Gene Ontology annotation, molecular function: RNA polymerase II general transcription initiation factor activity; TBP-class protein binding.
CUGGCCUCUACUUGUUAGGCAGCCAGGCAGCAAUUGAGUCACUGACCCAGUUGGCCCGUGGUCACCUACCUAGGUACCUAGGCACCUACCAAGCAAGUAGAUUAACCAGCUGCCGGCCGGGAGCUCCACUGAAACCAUAUUGUCGGCGAAGACGGCUCCAAAAGCCUGGCUGACAGAGCCCAAACAUCACCUUCUUCUCUUUUUGCCCAUUGUCAAUCUUUCUCGCCGCGCAAACCGUCACGCCCACUGUCGUCUACCACUUCAGUGAAGUUCAACUACGGGUACGGUUGUCCACAGUUUCUGGCCUGCUUUUUUUCUCGACGGGAGCAAAGCGCAUCGCCUCAGAUCGCCUUGUCGCUCGUGGAGGACACCUUCACUGGUUGCAGAUAAAGCGGUCGGCGACAAAGCAACAACGACGCGAGCCUCCCUUUUGUUCCCUGAACCACUUUCAUUUCCAUCGUUUGGGCACUACACAGUCCCCGCAACGACCCUGGUGACGAUCUCCGAAGCGUAGUCUGCCGUGCUGUUCGAGCCGAUCUCCCGCGUGACCCUCGAGUGGCAAUCGAUCCGUCCUCAUUCGGUACUCUGGGACGUUCCAUAUCGACCAAGUCGUUGCACGAGAAGCAAGACGGUUCUUCGGAAGGAAAAAUCUACCACGGGAUAGGGCCGUCCCAAGGGACGCCCGUUCAAGAGCCAAGACGCAUUCACCACUCUUCCGUUCAGUUGCUACCAACCUCCUCUCAAGAAGCAUCGACGAGGUCCCCGAUACCAAGGUCACGGAGGCAAUAAAAACGCAUAAAGCAGAACUCAGGAAAGAGAGGAAGGCGAAGAAGAAGGUACGCCUAGACGCGGAGCACAGCAUCCACGUUGCUCGGAAGAGGGAGCCCAAGGUCCUACGUCAGCAGCAAACGAUCAGCCGGUCCUUCACGAAUUCCAAGCCGAUCAGCCGCAUCGAGCAGAAGCAAGCUCCCACAACAGGCGGCAGUGAUCGCGAGGCGCUUACGGAGGUGGUUAACGACUUCUCGUCAGCUACCCUCCGCACCAGCGCCAUGGCGUCGCCUGCGAGCAUGAACGGGGGCCCGAACGAUGACUACAAGGAGAAUGACCAAAUGUCUCACAUCAUGAUAUGCCCUGACUGCAAGGAGUUUCCGCCAAACUUGACUGAGGAGUUCAGCAGCGGCGACAUGGUGUGCGCAACGUGUGGCCUCGUCGUGGGAGACAAGAUUGUUGAUACACGAUCUGAGUGGCGUACAUUUGCCAACGAUGACACAAACAAUGAUGAUCCAUCGCGUGUCGGCGACGUGGGCAACCCCCUCUUCGAGGAUACCGUCGCCACUUUGCAGACCACGAUCGGCAGCGAGGGUAGCAACUCGUUCCAUUUGAUGAAGACGCAGCAGAAGACGGUUGAGAAGGGAGCGAAGAACCUCAAGGAAGGGUUCUCACAGAUCAAGACCCUGACUGAUGCUCUCCAAGUCGGAAACAACGUGCGCGACACUGCGAUGCACAUCUUCAAGCUCGCCGACGAGAAGAAGUUCCUGAAGGGCAAGCCCCAGGAAGCUGUCAUCGCCGGCUGCAUCUUCGUUGCGUGCCGUCAAGGCGGCGUUGCCCGAACGUUCAGGGAAAUCUUCAACCUGACCCGCGUGUCCAAGAAGGAAAUCGGCCGUGUGUUCAAGCUCCUCGAGAAGUUUUUGGUGGACAUUCAAAACGAAGGUGACAAGACCGGACACAGUGCUGUGUCAACGGUCAAUAAUUUCGAGACCCGACCCUCGACCAACGCUGAGGACCUCGUCCGCCGCUAUGUCUCCCAGCUGGGCGUGCGCAACCAGUCCGAGGUCGAAUCUGUCGGCAUGCUCAUUGCGAAGAAGACCGGACAGGUUAGUACCCUGGCCGGACGGUCUCCCUUGUCAGUUGCAGCGGCCUGCAUCUUCAUGGCCACCCACUACUUGGGUGAGGCGAAGACAUCCAAGGACAUCGCUGUGGUCGCAGGUGUUAGCGACGGUACUAUUAAGACAGCUUACAAGUACCUGUACGCCGAGAAGGAGUCCUUGUUGGAUGCGGAAGCCCUCCAGAAGAGCCGUGGUAGGGGCAAGAUUGAGAGGCUGCCCUCUGCUUAAUCACCCGUGUCUCUACACCUUGGGCUUUUUUCCCCCUGCCUCACAGGCGUUUGUCAUCGAAUCCUGAGAUGAAAGCCUGAGCCCGAGCCCAGAAACUGGGCGCAUCUCCGAUAUUUCUGUCAUUCAGAACGCUGGGGCUGUUUAGAGGGCACUUUUUGGGUGGUUGUUUUUCAGCCAUCGUCAAUGGUUGGUAUUUUUCAGGAGUGAUCAAGACUGAACCAAGGCAGUGGUCAACCACAACAGGCAUGGGGUACAUGCAGAUGAAUUACUCAUUUAGCGACACCUGUGCUCCUGCUUGUGACUUACCUGUUGCUGGUACUUUCUGCGGAAAGAGACCGUACGGCCGACUGCUAACGUAACCCCUAGAAGUGAGUAGACUAGCCCCAGUAAUUAACAGGUAAAGUAUUCAUCCCCCUGAACAAGCCAUGAUUAGUAGUCCACAAAAUUAAAUCGACGUUCAUAUCAAGACCCAUUCAUUCUAA